CUUCGCCUUGAGCUGCUCAGCUGUGCCGCAUUGUUUUCCUGCUGUUGCCGAAGCGAAUAAAAUUUGUUCAGAAGCCGCACAAAUGCCAAUAUUUCACAAAUCUAAAUAAAACAAUCCUAAAAAGUAUAACUUUAAGGUUUAAUUUGUAAAAAAGUGAUAGAUUAUCGGGAAAGUCCAAUGAAAUUUCAAUUCGUCAGGAAUACUCGUGAUUGUGUCCCAAAGGUGAUUUCAUAAAAAAAAGAGAAAGUCCCAAGUGAAAAUAAUUGAUAAUGCAUCGCUUGAAGUUGGAAUUCAAUCAACGGACAUGUAAUCUGGAAAAUAAUUGUCUAAUAAAUCAGCAUUCCACGAUAUAAUUCAGUCAAAACUUUGCACAGAUUUUAUUGAUUUUUCCUCAAUAAUUGGCCAGCAAGGAAAAGUGUCCUGCGAGAGAGAUAGUACUCUCUCCUGCGCUCUUUCGAGCCGUUUUCUCAAAUCCCUGCUCUCUCUCUCUCUUUUCUUCUUGUUUUGCUAAGCUCAUUCGCAAAUAAACAACUCACCUCUAAAAAAAAUCAUAAAAGAUGUAAAUAAAUAAAUAAAAAUCAUCAUAAAAUUGGUUUGCUAAAAUAUAAUAAUAAUAAAACAAACAUAAGCAACGGAAAUCGUAUCAACUUGAGUCAAGAAACUAAUUUUGAGAUCCCUGCACCCCUUCCUCCCAACCAUGCCAUAUAGCCGGAGCCCCCCUCGAAAUAAGCAGCAAUCCACGGGGGGCUCCGCCGGCUCCAGCGGCUCAGUCUCCUCCCUGAACUCCGCAAACUCCUCCAGCCAGUUGCUGGGCCACUACCAGUCUGCAUACGGACAUCAGGCUCACUCCCACGCCUGCUACCAGCACCACUUGCAACAGCAGCAGCAUCAACAUCAGCACCAACCGCCACAUCACCACCACCACGGAGGACGCACUUCCCUCACACCGACCAUGAAGCGCGGCAAGAAGCAGUGGGGCACGCGGGAGAGGUCCGGCAUGAGCUUCCUGAUAGUCAUCACCUUCUUCGCCGUGUUUGGUUUGAUUAUCCUGACCGAGGUCUUCAUGAUCGACGAGCGGACCCACAGCGGCAUGCUGGCCAUGAGGGCGGGUGGCGGUCUGGGCGGACGGAUGGGCGACUCGAUGCCGGAUUAUGAUAAUGUUAAGGACGAUUAUGAUCUAUUGGAUGCCAGUAUUUUGAGUGAUAAUAAAUUAGGUUUUAUACAGCUCCGUGACAAUAAACUAAAAAUUCAAGAAGCCGCAGGCGCCGAUGGCCAGCGUUUGGCGGGCAUGCUGCUCAAUGGCGGAGGUGGCGCGGGCGGAGGUGGAGCUGCUGCGGGGGCAUUCGGUGUGAAUGUACCGCUAAUACCCUGGGGCCAGGUGCUGCCCGAAAAGGUGGAGGACACGCUGCCACAUUUUCCAUUUGGCACUCGGCCCACAGACGGGGCCUGGCAGGUUGUCAACGGCACCAGGUUCAAGUUUUUUGUCUACUCCGCCUACUUCGAUCGCCGGGAGGGAACGCGCCUGGUGCGCGUGGUGGGCGCCACCAAGACCCGGGGCCCGGAGCGGGUGUGGUGUCGGUUCUGGUACGGCCCGGCCCCGUCCAACGCCACCGAGACGGGCUCCUCAGCAUGUGCCAAAUAUAGUUCGGCUACAGUCAUGGCCCGCGUGAAGAUCAUCCGUGAGAACUGGAACCUCAAGUACAGCGCCUGUUUCAUCCUCUGUCCGGUGCGUACCCCGCCCCUGGCCGUGCCCCAGUACGUCAGUGUGGUCUCCCGACUGAGGGCUCCGCCAGGCAACCUCCUCACGCUGCGCAACACCGACCAGGACCCGGACUUUGCCCCACGGAAUGCGAGUAACCCAAGGGCGGCCCCCUCGGCCCGGGCGAUACCCAGUGGCGAGAAUAUUCCCGAUCGCAUUGCCGUCUGCGUGAAGCCCUUCCACUUCAACUACGACCAGGCACUGUAUCUAAUGGAGUACCUGGAGUUCUACGCCCUGCUGGGCGUCUCCCACUUCACUUUCUAUAACCACACCCUGGGUCCCCAUGCCUCCUGUGUGUUGGAGAGCUACCAGAAGGGCAUGGUGCCCGGCUCCCUGACGGCCUUCGAUCUGGAGCCACUGCUUCCGGCGGAGGCGGCCAACAACGCCACGCCCCGCAUCCUCCAGUCACCGCAUUACCGACGUCCCACAGUUAGCAUAUUGCCGUGGAACCUUCGGAUGCGCAGCCAGAAGGAGAUCCGCACCGAAGGACUCUUCGCGGCCCUCAACGACUGCCUCUACCGGACCAUGUAUCGCUACAAGUAUCUGGCCCUGGUCGAUCUGGACGAGUUUAUUGUUCCACGGUACACGGACACGCUUAACGAUCUCAUCGGCUCCUUGAAUCAGCGCUUCAGGAAUCGCAAUACUGGGGCCUACUCCUUCCAGAAUGCCUUCUACUAUCUCCAGUUUGCGGACGACCCGCUGGCCAGUUCCGGAAUAGAAGGUGGCAGCGACCAGUUGGCCAGUGUUCGAGCCUCCCUAGUUACCCAAAGAAAGACUCGAAGGCGUUACAAGUUGCACCCCCAGAAGCAGAGAUCCAAGUACAUUUGCAAACCGGAGGCAGUGGUCGAGGCGGGAAAUCACUUUGUUUGGGAAUUUGCUCCUGGAAAGGGAUCUCUGAAUGUCCCGCCCAAGGAGGCCAUCUUACAGCACUAUCGAGUGUGCGAGUUCGGCGGCAACGACUGCAUCAAGGCGCCCUCGAUUGUGGAUCGAACGACCACGAAGUAUGUGAACCGCCUGGUCCAGCGUGUGGAUGCAGUGUACCGGCAUCUUCGCCAGCGCUGUGAUCUGCCAUCUCUGCCCCCGCUGCCAAAGCCUCAGAAGUCCGCCGAGGGGCAGCCUCAGAAGUCACCCGAGGGGCAGCCUCAGAAGUCCGCCGAGGGGCAGCCUCAGAAGUCACCCGAGGGGCAGCCGCAGAAAUCCCCAGAAGCACCAGUGAAGGCUCAGCCCAAACUUGAAAACCAGAUGCCAACAACGAUAAAAAAUGACAUAAAGGAAGGCUUAAAACCAGCAGACUCAGUGAAAGCCACAAAAGUAACAACUCCGACGACAACGACAACGAAGGCAACGACGAAGGAGGAGAAAUCAAAACCAAACACAACGACAAAGCCGAUGGCGAAUCCCAAACAAUCCCAGCCAUCGGCCAAUGUCCGCAAGAAACGGAAGCUGAUCGUCUUCGAGAUCAACGACUUUGGAGUGCCCGUGGCCCGGGUGGAGUAUCAAUGAGUGUGGGACAUGGUCGGCAACAUUUAGUUGGCCAAUUAGUUUGGUAAAAUAUUUUAGGUUGUGCUGUUUAUUUGUCCAUUGCCCCGAUGCUCAAAAACUGAUCUAAGGUAUUUGAAAAUUUGCUCAUUUUUAAGUUUUACCAAAAAGGGCCAUAAUGCACUGAGAAAAAUAAGAAAAAUACAAACAAAAGCCAAAGCAAUAGAGUAAGGAACUAGCAAAGCAACAUUUUAGCAACGAUAUCACCGAAAGUCGAGCAAUUGAUUCCAGCUGUGUUAUUCGUUAUUGCAAACAGAAUUAAUUAUUUAAGCACAUCCUUGAAUUUCUUUAGCGUUGUGAACUUCAUUUGGAGACUAUAUUUUAAUAUUUUCGGUGGUCGUAAUGCAAAAUUAUUCCUAUACAAAAUUCAAAAUAUUCCUAAAAUCAAAACACGCAUCUAUAUAUGUAUAUCUAAGUAUAAGCCAUUGUUUCGUGUUGUAGUCUAAGCAAUUAAAACUGAAAAGGCAGCAAUGAAAAUGAAACACAGAAUAAUUAAGAUGCCACAUACCACAUUUUCCCUGUGAACUGUUAGUUUUAAAACGCUUUCAAUCGCAAAAAAUUGCCACUUAGUCUGGGAAAAAUAGGUCCUCCGAGCUAUGCGUAUAGACUCUGCAUUAGUGGGCUAAGGAUAGUUUAGGCCUCGUUGCUAGUCUGGCAAUAAUAAAUUACUAAAACUAAAAACUAGUUAAGUCGCCAUACAAAAAACUAACGAAUUUUCAAUGCUUCGAACUUGAAUACUAUUUUGUUUGGCUUAGCGCGCAAAGAGUAUCAAAUACCAAAUUCAAAAAUACACAAAUAAGAUUAAAGAAUAACCUCAUUAUAAAGGGUCAGUAGGUUGUAAGAUGCUAAAAUUGAAGAAAUAAAUAAAACUAAAAUUAAGCAAACUGAAAAUUGUUUUUUUUUUU
Molecule: messenger RNA, 4203 nt
Organism: Drosophila ananassae
Lineage: Eukaryota; Metazoa; Arthropoda; Insecta; Diptera; Drosophilidae
Exons: 8
Coding region: 698-3262 (854 amino acids)
Source: RefSeq, a predicted model, not a curated record